Molecule: messenger RNA, 1476 nt
Organism: Histoplasma capsulatum G186AR
Lineage: Eukaryota; Fungi; Ascomycota; Eurotiomycetes; Onygenales; Ajellomycetaceae
Exons: 2
Coding region: 1-1296 (431 amino acids)
Source: RefSeq, a predicted model, not a curated record
AUGCAGAGCCCAACAUCGGCUACCUCAACGAAAUUCAAUGUCAAAGCACAUGAAUUUAAGCCUAAUCCUGCUGCAAAUACAUUUACUCCUGCAGGCGCGUCCGCUAUACCGUCAAGUCCAGCACCUAAUGCUAGACCACGAUCAAUUUCACGUGCUGCCAGCCCGUCCGUGUUUUUCGGUGCAAAGAAACCACUACCAGCAUCAGAGCGGCCUUCAAUUAACAACUUCUUCAACCCGGUUAAGCGUAUGAAAAAGGAAGCAACCACGCAGAGCAGUAAAGACUACGCAUUUAAUGGCGGAAUUCCUCCAGCGUAUCGAACUCCACCUACUUGGGAGGUUGCUCCGAUCAAUGCCGAGAAGACUUACGCUGAUAUGUUUAAAACUCCUACACCUGCACCCUCGGCUUCCCCGCAACGGGCUGCAUCUAAUCCUCAAAUGCCACAUCAACAUCAGCUGCCGUUCCACCUUCAGCACGGCGGCCCUCCAACCACGGGCCCUCCUCAAGGCCAUCCUCAUCCCCACCCACAAUCACACCACCCCUCAGCGCCCCCACACUUUGAUGAUCACCAUCGUAUGCACAUUUCUGCUUCUACCUCACAAGUAUACCCAUCCCCCCGACUGCAGCAAACCCACGUGGCAUACCAUUCUCCUAUGGGACAUCAUGCACAGCUCGCAUAUGGGCAACCUGUUCCGCAGUUGUACACCGGCCAGGGUCCCCAACCUGCUCACAUGCGACAUUAUCCCGGUGGCCCACAGUUUGUUCACCCGCAAAACGGCAUGGGGGCACCAAUGAUGGCCCAGCAACCUUCAAAUGGCCCUUAUGCCGGUAUGCCACAAGGUAUGGGUGUCCCAUACAAUCCCCAGAUGCCGAUGUACUCUCCAAAUGCCGGCCAUGCCUACCCUCAGCAUGUACCACCACCGCCUCAACCACACAGUGGCUACCCCAGCCCAAGCCGAGGGGCACCUAUGAUGAUGCAUCAGGGCUCUCAACAGGGCCACCCGCCUCAACCUAUCAUGUUUAUGAAUUCCGGCCAACAUGGACAACCCGUCUACGGCCCGCAACAACCAGGCCACAUGCCUCCAGUACGUUCUGGCUAUCCUCAACAUCAGCAGUCUCAUUUCAAUUCAAGCCCCCAUCAAACACAUCAUUACCCACAUAACCAACACAGAGCCCAAAAUCAUAACCACUACAAUCAAAUGCCACACAUGCAUCAUCCUCACAUGCAACCACAAGGCCCACCACAAAAUGCACCUUCAGGACCCCAUCCUCCAGAGACUGUUGAUGAGGUGAAAUGAAGUUUCAGUGGCUAAACUUACGGCUCGCUUUUCCUCCCUGGAACUACCGAUUGUGGUAUGAAGACCACAGAAUAUACUCACUUGCCAUUUUCCUUCUCCGGAAUGUUGCAUGCAGUGGUAGGACUAGUAGCUUGUGCUACAUUGCUUUUUGCUAUAUUUUUUCUAGCCCCGGUCGUAUUU